This is a messenger RNA of Hylaeus anthracinus, 3044 nucleotides long. RefSeq lists its product as uncharacterized. Gene Ontology annotation, molecular function: protein binding. Bases 126 to 2873 code for a protein of 915 amino acids. The record is from RefSeq and is a predicted model, not a curated record. Lineage: Eukaryota; Metazoa; Arthropoda; Insecta; Hymenoptera; Colletidae. The transcript has 17 exons.
GGAUCCAUAACAGGGACAUUGGAAAAUUGCAACAAGUUUUGUGGGAAGGACAUGGGCAAAGACUUCGGGUCGAGACCAGUAAUAAUCCUCGCGUUAAAAGGUUUCUGGAAGCUGUCCCGUUUAUAAUGGGUACAGUAAAAGAUAUCCAUGCAGCAACGGUAGAAAACAAUUUAGAGGAACUGAAAAAGAAAAUUGACUCUACGUCGCCCAUCGUCUUGUGUAGCAAAGAUAGCAAUGGUUUAAACGCCCUACAUAAGGCUGCUGGAUUGGGGUACACGGAAAUUGCACGCGAAAUUCUUGCAAGAUACCCAUCGGUCGUGGAAGCGCAAGACAACGAUGGAAAAACGCCCCUGCAUUAUGCAGCCGCGGUAAAAGACGAUGGAGAGAUGUAUAACUUGUUGGCAGAAUACGGGGCUGACGAAAGUAAAUUGGACAAUAAACAAAAAACAGCGGGAUUCUACAAGAAUCGACCUUCAGACGUAGAUCAAACUCUUUUGAACGUGAUACCGGAAGCGCCUCGAGUCUCUAAGCCGUCCUACCCCAAAUACUGGGAUUGGAGGAUUUUGGAAGGUGAGGAAGCAUUGUCGAGAACCAUGAAGAAGGUUGUCAGCAGUACAGACAUUGAUAGCGCGUUUGGCAGCGCUGAAUCUGCAUCCAAAGGUUUCAGCAGAUCCAUAGAUCAGAUCAAGAACGUUGAAAACCAUCAAGACCAGCAGGAAAAUUCAGGAAACGCAGAAGAGGCAGAGAACGCAAAAGAUCCAGAAAAAGAAGAGACUAGUGAAAAUGUGGAAAACACAGAGGAUGCAGAGGAAACAGAAGAUACAAAAGACCCAGAUGAAGGAGAAGACAAGGAGGAGCCUACAGAGGAAGCGGCGAAUCCUGAGGAUGGGGAGGAAAGAUCGUCGGAUGACGACGUAGUGACAGGUACACCUGUGCAAGAUGCAGAGGAAGCUUCCCAAGCUGAAAAUGACGAGGAAGAAGAACCCACGGAGGAACCUGCGAAUGAAGCUGAAGAAGAAGAAAACAAAUCAGCAGAUCCCGAGAAAAACGAGGACAUUGACCAGGCGGAGGAUAACAAGGAUCACGAAGAGAGAAACGAGCCAAGCACGGGUGAUUCUGGUGUCGAUGAUCCAGGAAACGACGAAGAUCAGGUCAUCGCAGGAGAACACGACGAGCUUCCAGAGGCAGAACUGAACGAGGACAACAUGUCGGCGGAUCCGGAAAUGGAGAAGCUACUGGAGAACGGGAAUAUGGAACAGUUGGCCACUUUGGUUCUCAAUGGAGAUGGAAGGAGAUUGGUUGGCAGGCGUUCGGGGAAUCCUGAGCUCCAGGCUUUCAUCGACCGUGUUCCUUCUUAUAUGGGCAAGAUUCAUGCUGUGCAUAUGGCAGCACGAGAAGGAAAUCUGAGAGAUCUGCAAAGUUCAUUGGAUCGUCGCAAAUUUGCAGUAGCAAGAGAUGGUUCGUCGCCACGCGGUGCAACGCCUCUUCAUGUGGCAGUUGUAUUUGGAAACACUACUAUCAUUAGAUAUCUGGCGGGGAGGUUUCCAGAAACUGCGCAUGCAAUCGAUGCAGAUGGCCGAACACCUUUGCAUUAUGGGGCAACUCUCGCAGACAAUGGUCAUUAUUAUAACCUUCUACUUCAUUUGGGAGCCAAUCCUCUAGUUCAAGACAAUUUCGGGAAAAAAGCGGAGUAUUACAAGCUAAAUCAAACCGAAUUGUCGCAUAAAUUGCUUCUCCGUGCUUUUGGAGCUAAUGAGAAACUGGCGGAUGAAAUGUUGACAGACAAAGGCGACACUCCACUUGAUAUGCCAAUAUUCCAAGAGGAGGAAGGUCGAUAUUUAGCAUCAUCUCUUGGCGAUCCACUGCUCAAAGGUUUAACGGAAGUUGCCAAUGCACGUCCAAAGGAUCCAGUUACAUAUCUGGCAACCUAUCUAUAUAAUUUUGCCAAUAAAAACAAAAAUGGUGGACAAGAACAGGAACCCAACGUGUUGAUCAUUCCUGAUCGCGCUGAGGAAAAUAUAGAGAAUAUUGAGAAUGAAAACCCAGAUGACGAUGCUGGUUACCCACGAAGUCCUGGUUCUGAUGCUCCAGAAUCAGCUUUUAGUAACCCUAACAGAGAUGAACAUGGACAAAGCGUAAUUCACUUUGCAGCAAUUCGUUCUUACUCGAAGGAUGGUCUGUUCAAUCUCCUUCAAGAAAGCCAAAUUAAUAUUGGUUUCAGAGAUGAAUUAUAUAGAACAGCUAGGGAUGUUGCUGAAUUGGCAAAUGUUCGAGAAAACGUCGAAGAAAUUGAUCGUUUCGUGGCUUAUUUAGCAGCAAGGGGAGAAACUGAGAAAUUAGUCGAACUACUAUUGGAAGGGUAUGAUCACAUUUUGGACGUAGAAGAUGAAGGUACAAACAUCGUGGAUAUUGCUGGUGAACGGGGGCACGAGGCAACUGUACAAUUCUUACAAUCCAUUCCAAAUUACGUGGCACAACGCGAGGAAGUGCACCAUGAAAUCAGAAUGGAUAAUGUACCAAAAGCAAUGGAACUACUGAACAGAAACAACGGGGGAGGGAAAUUGUUGGCUAUGGGGAAGAAUGCGAUGAGUAGGUGUGCUCUUCACAUUGCUGUCCUUCGAGAGAAUGAAGAACUAGUCGAGUACAUUGCGAAUGCAUAUCCAGAGACUUUACGCAUCGGUGACAACUUGGAAAGAACCCCUUUGCAUUACGCAAUGGGAUUGCCUUUGGUCGAAGAGUUGAGCAAUAUCCUCAUUCAUGCGGGUGCAAAACGUACCGUCAAAGAUUUGAAAUCACGGCAACCCUCCUACUACUUCAUGAACAGGUCAGACAUAGAAAGACUUCAAGAAGAAGAAGAAAGUUUGAUCAAGUAGACCCAACUAGACGCGCAUAUUGGCAAUUAUUCAUGUAAACUUUGUAAUAAUUUUAUGAACUAACUGUCUAAUUGCAUUGAUUCGACAGAAGUGAAAGAAAUCAAUAUGUGCCACUUUAUUUGGUGAAUUGAAGAUUAUUAUAUCAAUAAAGAUUUAACACUUCUCCUCGAA